AUGCAAAAAGAGGGCCCCCAGGACAUCCGUGGAGUGGAACUCGGUGAAAUUCUUGAAGCGUAUGAGGUGGGCAAUGAAGACGAGUUGAUUGCCGGCAAACGAGAAGCCCUCAGGGAGUGGCAGACGUCAAACGUGAAAAAGGCAAUAACACGAGGAAAAUCUGUACAGAGGGAAAAGUGUUGGACGCGUCUGAACGAGAGGAUUUCAAAGAAGAGGAGCUUGUUGCACUGCUCCUUUUCCAUUUUGAAAGUUACUUCUCGGGUGCAGGUCCGCGGCACCUUCGUUGAUAUCAAAACUCGUGAAUCUAUCAUCCAAGUGUUAGGAGUUUAG
Molecule: messenger RNA, 330 nt
Organism: Dibothriocephalus latus
Lineage: Eukaryota; Metazoa; Platyhelminthes; Cestoda; Diphyllobothriidea; Diphyllobothriidae
Source: the annotation of a GenBank genome assembly